AUGUACCCACUAUACUUCAUCGCAAACAACAAUAUUCCCCACAGCUUUCCAAGCGCUGUAAGGCGAGAAAUACAAGCAAAUCCUUCAAACUACCUUUUCCAUGAUACACACACAGUGGCGUACCACGAUGAAUUCUACACGGUGACGGGUGUUUAUUUGAAAAAAGUGAACCUUACCAACAAUAAGCUCCACAUUCAAUCCGCCAGAAAAAAAGAAGGCAUUUUAAGCUGCGGCCUGGGUCCAAAAUUCACUGAUGACAAGGCCAGAAUCGUCUUUUCCGUUGCCCGCUUGCAACAACUCUACUACAAUCCUUCGUGGUCUGAAGACAAAUCGCCUUUCUGGGGUAUGCUUUGCCUCAAAAUCGGCGUUUCAUUGAUUCCACUUGAAUACGCCCUAUCGAGCCCGCUUCUCAACAAUUCCAGGACUCUGCUUCUUGAUUACUCAAAAGUAGUGGAGCUGAACUACGAUGAUCCACACUCUCUUAAAUUAACCCCAUACUACAGGAAGCGUGAAGAGACAUCCAUGAUUCCUUAUGCAAGAAUCGUAACCCCUGGUGCUUCGGUGCCUUCUUUCUUGGUGCUAAAAUUGCAUCACUACGACACUUUUUUGUGCAUCUGUCAAGCAAAUCUUUGUAUCACCAACGUCAAGGUUAUUCUAGAAGAGCAUUCGUGGUGCAGGGUGGAUUCAGAAACGACUGUGGAUGUCCAGAAAGACGUUCGGACUCUAGUUCUUAUGGACUCGCUGGAGGAGCAUAUAAUUAGCCACGACCAGUUCAAAAACAACGGCACUGGUUUCACCCUGAAUCUUCCUGCUGAGGUCUACGAUUGCAAGCUUCCCAAUAUAGGACCCACUUUUUUUAGUGACCCGCUUUCGAGAACCUAUAAAGUUCGGGUGAAAAUGAGACUACUUUGUGAGACAAAAACAUGCUAUUCGGAGUUGUCCACCCUGUUGAAUGUUGAUGUUGCUCUCGAAAGUCACCUAUCGUCUUUGCAGCAGACUUACCAGCCCAAAAAAAGGGAUAUGCUGCUUUUUAUUGAGAGAACCCCAAUGGGCUCAAAUGUACUCCUGGAGGUUGCAAAUGCAGCAGCCCUGAAAGUCAAAAAAUUGUCUUCACGUUACAUUUACCAUAUUACAACGGCCGUACCCCGGAAAGAUCAUAUUGUGGGAAUCACAGCGGUGUAUCUCUCUGAAAAACACAAAAGCACAGAAACGUCCUCUGAAACAGACUUCUCGUGCUUGGACGAAAAUGCAAUGAUCAUGAAACCAAACGGCUGGUCCUUGACGGAACUAGAAAACCACAAAUAUGUCGACACUGAGUGCUUUUUCGUUUUUCCUGACCUUGAUAACAUACGGUUCCCUAGUCCACAUCAGGUAUCGUCACUGGAUAAGAGGGUAAAACUUGUGGCAUCUUCCCCUCCUCCAGUGAAACACUUUCCUGGUGCAACUUUGGAUGAAUUGGUGGAUCUCAGCAUCCAUGUGGACGAUAUAAUGUCGGUGUGUCUUCGUAAUAUCAAUAUCAAGCUUGUGAAGCAACAAGCUCGGAUCAAUCCUGGAGGAACAAAUGUGGUGAAAACUGAAACCUGGACGCUAUUUUCAGAACUGACGAGCUCUUAUUUCCGAAAAGGCGUUUUUCAUAUUCCUGGAGACAAUUUCCGCGAAGCCCAUUUGUGUCCUCUCAAAAAGCCGACUUUGACAUAUAUUUUCUUGAAAGCGAAUGACCCCAUGCGGCAUAUAUACGUUCCAAAUUCUCUUCCACCACAUAUCAUCAUGUUUCCAAUCUACCUUAUUGAAAAUGCGAAAGAGCCCAGCAGCUCUCGUCAAGCCGUAGACGAAGAGCUACAGAACAAUCCGUCAAAUCACCUUUUCCAUGAUACACACUCCGUUAUGGUAGGUGGAGAGUCCUGGACAGUUACCGAAUUAACCUUGAAAGAAGCAAAACUCCUCGAGGGCAGUUCAAACUUACAAGAAGCCAGAAAAAGAGAAGGUGUUUUGGAUUGCGGCCUGGGUCCGACCUUGAAUGACGGUAAGGCAAGAAUCGUAUUUGCAGUAAGCCGCAAGGACCAAUUCCAGUACUUUACAAGGAGAUAUAACGACAAAAACACCCUUCGGGGUGUACGGUGUCUUCAAGUCAGGGAUUCUUUUGUUCCUCUCCAGUACACUUUUUCCAAUCCGUUGCUUGAUAAGUAUAGGACGCUCAAUCCCAGUACCCUUAGUUCCACUGAAGAACAGCUGAACGAAGAAGUCCCUCUAAGGCUAGAAUCGUACUAUAAAGCACCCCUGCUGUUUUCCGUACUGCCUCCUUCACGAAUCAUCACACCUGGAAAGAGAGUGCCUGAUUUCAUGGAGUUAAGGCUAUGUCAAAACGACGGUUCUUUGUGCGAGUAUCGAAAAGGCCUUCUGGUCUCGAAGAUCAAGGUUGUAGUGGAGGAGCACACCUUGUGCAAGGUCCAGUCAAAAGAAGGUUUCAGUUUUGAGAGGAAAGUCGAAGAUUUCACGGAUCAUGAAUUGCUGAAGAACUUCACCGUCUCUUCUGACGCCUUUAAAAGUAAUGGAACUUCCUACACCGCCCUCAUUUCAACGGACCAUUAUCCUUUUGUUUUCCCCAGAACCGGGCCUUCGUUCUACACUGAAGACUUUUCAAGAACUUACACUGUUCGAAUCGAAAUGACGAUUUGCUGUAAUUUGAAAAAAGUCCAAUGGCACUUAUCGACCCGGAUGAACGUUGAUGUCGCUAUAGAGCACCAUUUAUCCUCCUCCAAGCCAGCCUUUCAGCCUCAAUUAAUGGACCGUUUGUUGCUCAUUGACAAAAUCCCAAGAUCACCUCAGACCUUGCUGGAUGUUGCCAGUACUUCUGCAAUGAGAGUUUCCAGUAUACCUUCAGGAUGUUUAUCUUCCUCCACCGUUUCAAUACCUCGAGAUGACCAUGUUGUGGCGUUGACAACGAUGAAUCUUCCACAAUGGCACGAUGCAAGAUAUAUCACUUUUGGCUCGAAACGGUUCAAAAUGUCUGGAGACUACGCCUUGGUCAUGAAGGAAAAAGGCUGGUCUUUGGUGGAAUACAAAAACGAUAAGUACAUCGAUACCGGUCAUUUUUUGAACCUCGAAGAGUACACCUGGUUCUUUCAGUCCUACCGGUAUUCGUAUUGUUGUAAAAUGGCAGGAGCAACCUUGUUGCUAUAUUUAAAUUACCCUUAUAGAGUGUUUUCAGGUUCUGCUUUAGAAAAGUACUUCACUGUGAAAGUGGAUCUCAAAGGUAAGCAUAAAAUGGGCAUCCAUAGAUUCGAAAUGAAGCUUGUCCAGCAGAAGAUUCAUGUGCUUCCAGGAGGCACACAUGAAGUCAAGCAUAAGUCCUGGCGUUUGAGUCCAAACUGUACCACUUUAUCAUUAUGGAAGGGAACCACUCAGGUGAAAUACCUGUGCAAUGUGCCAAAAGUCGAAGCUUCUGUUUUAUCCAACACCCUUUACAUUGGCUACAGAAUUUAUUUCACUUUGACUCUUAAAGAGGAAUAUCAUUAUCACAAAUUGACCAAUUACAUGACAUUUCACGUUGCCGAAAGAGGUCGAAGCACCAUUGCCGUUUCGCCUCCUCCAUACCGGGAGGAUUAG
This is a messenger RNA of Candidozyma pseudohaemuli, 3606 nucleotides long. RefSeq lists its product as uncharacterized. The transcript has 2 exons. The record is from RefSeq and is a predicted model, not a curated record. NCBI's taxonomy places the organism in Eukaryota, Fungi, Ascomycota, Pichiomycetes, Serinales, Metschnikowiaceae. The coding region runs from base 1 to 3606 and encodes 1201 amino acids.